This is a messenger RNA of Cetraspora pellucida, 3984 nucleotides long. The record is from the annotation of a GenBank genome assembly. NCBI's taxonomy places the organism in Eukaryota, Fungi, Glomeromycota, Glomeromycetes, Diversisporales, Gigasporaceae.
AUGAGAAAGAAUGGGUAUAUAAAUUUACCACAAUUUUCUGAAUUUACGCCAUUAGAUAAUACAUAUAUAUCAUUAAAUAAUAAAUUACAAUCAUCUUGUCUUGAUUUAACUCUGAAAUUUGGAGGAUAUAUAUUCGAUAACAAUAUUGUUAUUAAAAAAGCUUCUAAACAAGCCUUUACAAUUGAUGUUGACAAGGUUGAAUCAAAAACUGAAAUAAAUAACGAGAUAGAAAAUGUAGAAAAAUGCGACAGCAAAUUAGAAGCUUUAUUAAAACGAAAUUUUAUAUCUUGUAAAAAUAUUUCAAACCUUUUCCCUUGUCUUUCUGUUUUUCUUGGAGCUGCAUCUUGUAAAACGCUUGAUUAUAUAACAACCGUGGAAUGUUCAUAUAGAAAAUGGGAAAAGGAAGAACUUAAGAUUUCAAAAUCAAAUAUUAACCCAACAAAUAAUUUUAUUAUGCAAGUUGAGAAUGCGUUAGAAAGUGAUGAUAAAGAGGCUCAGCUUCGUAGGGUAUCAAACGAAUUCGGCAAUUUUUACGCACGCCGUCUUGUUUUCGGAGGUGCCAUGAUUGAGGAAAUCAUAGAUAUUGAUGACAGUCAAAACUAUGAAAUUAGAGUCAUUGGUGGAAAUAAAGAAUAUACUAAUAUUAAUAGUUCUUUAAAGCCUUGGGUUAUGUCUCUCAAUAAUCGUGAUACUUGGGAUAUUAUUGAAUAUGAUGAAAUUUAUUCAAUAUUUGAUAUUUUGGAUUAUAGCUUACAACAAACCAUUUUAGAUGUUUUGGGCCACCGCAUUUUAAAAGCGGGUAUCAAUGACAUUCCAAUAAAUUGGGAUUUUUCAAAUAAUGCACCAUAUGUUCAUUCACUAGCCCCGCAAUUUACAGGCUUGGAUAAAAUCACAAAGAUUACUAAUUGCUAUAUAUUUGCUUCGAUUUUAGACAAAAAAGACAGAGACAUUUUUUCUUUACGAAUAGGUUAUAUUGAUGAGCAUACUCCUUUGUUCAUAGUUCACCUUAAGAAACCUUCAUAUAUAAAAAAAUACAAAAACUACCCAAUAAAAUAUGGAUGGAUCAUUGUCGGUCAGCCUACAAAUUUUGACUUUGACCGAAUAAAAUACCCUGUGGUACUUAAAAGCGGUGAACUUCCUACUUCUAAUGUAGAUAAACUGUGUAAAAUAGAAUUUUCUAAAUAUAGAGAAUUAAAUACAUGUGCUCUUGGACAGCCAGAAAUUAAAACAGCUUUAUUCUGCUGUUUUAACGAUAUAGACAAAUCUUUUCAGUCAUGCGAAUUUGAACAAGUAAUUGUUAACUGGCAAAAAGAUCAAAAUAAAAUUCGAUUAGACACAUCAAAUUAUCAAUAUUUUAUUCAAAUAGUAAAGUACUCUGCUGUUUUAGUCCAUGCUGAACAAGGUUUUACUGGAAAGUAUGAAAGAAGUGCAAUGAAAGAUUUAGAAGAAUGCAAUGAACGACUAGAGAUGAUAUUGAUAGAUAGAAAAGGCGCAAUAAAAGUUGAGAAAGAUUGUCAAAAUCCUGUCCCUUUACAAGAUGUUUCUGUGGAUGCGAACAUCGUUGAUAUGAUAGCCGAAACAACGGUUUGCCAGACCUAUAAAAAUGUUGAACAAAAUACAAUUGAAGCCAUUUACAAAUUUCCGCUUCAUGAAGCUGCAGCAGUAUGUGGAUUUGAAGCUGAAAUUGAUGGAAAGAAAAAAGUUAAAGGAAUAGUUAAAGAUGCAAAGCAAGCUACGAAAGAAUAUGAUGAGGCUAUUCAGAAAGGUCAUGGGGCUUAUCUCUUAGAAGAACAACUUCCAGAUGUUUUCCAAUGUUCCGUUGGUAAUAUCACAGCUGGUCAAACGGUGGUUAUCAGAAUCACAUAUGUAACUGAACUAAAACACGAUGCUGAUUCUGAGAAAGUUCGAUUUGUUUACCCCACUCACAUCGCUCCACGAUAUGGCUCAUCUAACUAUUCUCCUGCAAAUGAUGGGAAAAAACUUAUUCCUGAUAAAGUGUCCUAUGGAAAGGCUGAUUAUUAUUUAGAUCUUAAUAUUACAUGUAGAAUGACUUCUAUUAUUCAAAGCAUUGAAUCACCAUCUCAUCAUAUUUCAACUGAAUUAAAUAUUGAUGGUGAUCCUAAAGUUUCAAAGAUUACUCUAGCUGAACAAAUUACUUAUUUAGAAAAAGAUUUUAUACUUGUUGUUAAAAGUUUGGAUCUCGAUCAGCCAAGAGCCUUUGUUGAAUACAACCCAAAAACAGAAACUAAUUGCGUUAUGUUAACUUUAGUACCAAAGUUCGCUAUUAAUGCAAUAAUGACAGAAUUGAUUUUUGUAAUUGAUAGAUCUGGUUCAAUGUCAGGUGGAACUAUAAAAAAAGCUUCUGAGGCACUUCAAUUGCUUCUUCGUUCAUUACCUGAAGAUUGUUUUUUUAAUGUGGUAUCAUUCGGAUCCGACUUUGAUUCGCUUUUUAAAAAGAGUCAACCUUAUUCUGAAGGAAGUUUUUCAAAAGCUCUUAAACAUGCUCAAGAAAUGACAGCAAAUUAUGGAGGAACUGAAAUUUAUAAUCCUAUAAAAUGGGCAUUUGAAAAUUCAAGAAAUGAUAUGCCAACUUCUGUUUUUCUUCUUACUGAUGGUCAGGUUUAUAAUGUUGAUCAAAUUGUAAAUCUUAUUAAAUCUUGUGAAGAAAAGAAAAAGGAUGAUCUAAGGUUCUUUUCAAUUGGAAUCGGUUGUUCAGUUUCUCAUCAUUUAGUUGAAUCUGUUUCCCGAGCUGGUAAAGGAUAUGCUCAAUUUGUUACAAAUACUGAACGAAUGGAUAAAAAGAUUCUUGGAAUGUUAAAAAAUGCUAUAAAACCUCCUAUUAAGGAUUAUAAUAUUACUUGGACUGAUCAGAUUAUUGAAGAUUCUUUACCUAUGGAAAUUAGUACAAUCGAUAACCCAACUAUUAGUUUCUUUAGCGAUAAUACUAGACCUCCACCAGCUAAUCAAGAUAUUCUUCCUGAUAUAAAAAUUCAACAGGCACCAUUCUUAAUUCCACCAAUUUACCCUGGUGCUCGAUAUAUAGUUUAUUGUAUUUUAGAAAAAAAUGUUGAAGCUUGUAAAGAAAUUAUUCUGAGUGCAAAUUCUCAUGAUGGCCCUAUGAAGCUUUCAAUUCCCUUAGACCCUGUAAUUUUACAGGGAUCGAAAAUACAUACACUUGCAGCUAGAAAGCUUAUUCAAGAUCUUGAAGAAGGAACUUCGUUCAUUCAUAAACAUCCAAUGAAUGAGGGAAAAAAUAUACAAAAUACGCUUGUUCGAGAGCAUAUUGUGAAUUUAGGUGUAACCUAUAGUUUGGCUUCUAAAUAUACUAGAGAUAUGUCAGUGACCAAAGUCAAAAGUCUACCAGACCAAAGAAUUAUUCCAAUUUCUUCUGCUUCUGUUAAGAAACGACGUAAAACGCAUGCAACAGCUCGGUCAUUAUCUGUAACAUCAAAAAAUCGCAAUCUUAGAACAAAACAGACUGCAAGAAAAUCUACGGGAGGUACGCUAUCUUCUGCAGUAGAAUCAUCCAGUAUAUUAGUUUCACCACCAUCUUCACUUCCAGGCUCAGCUCCUUGUGCUGUACCUUAUCAAUUAAUUAUGCAAGAUUCUAAUCAAUCACUUGUGCAAGUUUUACCAACUGCUACUGUAAAAUCGAAACCUCCAAUAAUUGAAACUUUAUAUAGUUUUCUCGAUCUUCAAUCAUUUGAUGGUUCAUUUUUACCAUCUAGCAAAUUUUAUUCUUGGUUUGAUAAAAAUGGUUUUAAAGAUUUUGAAGUUAUUGAAAUUGAAAAUGAGAAAGUAUUAUGUUUAACAUUAGCAAUUGCAUAUUUGGAAAUUAUAAUGUUUGAAACAUUUAAAGAUGAAUGUGAAUUAUGUUAUGAAAAAGCUAAAAAAAUUUUGAAAAAAGAAGUUGGUGAUGAACGAAAAAUUAAUGAGAUUUCGAAAAAAGUUAAAGAAUGGGUUAAAAUGUGGGUUGAUGAAUAA